Messenger RNA from Manis javanica (Malayan pangolin), 933 nucleotides. The record is from RefSeq and is a predicted model, not a curated record. NCBI's taxonomy places the organism in Eukaryota, Metazoa, Chordata, Mammalia, Pholidota, Manidae.
AUGGCUCCUGGAAAUGGCUCUCUCACUGUUGAAUUUAUCCUACUGGAAUUAACAGACAAACCAGAUCUCCAGCAGCCCCUUUUCUGCCUUUUUCUAGUAAUGUAUAUGCUCACGGAGUUGGGAAAUUUGUGCUUGAUAAUUCUAAUUUGGCAAAAUUCGCACCUUCACACCCCCAUGUACUUUUUCCUUUUUAACUUGUCUUUUAUAGACUUCUUUUAUUCUUAAGUAUUUACACCAAAAAUGUUGAUGAAUUUCUUACCAGAGAAAAAUAUUAUCUCCUACAUAGGGUGUCUGACCCAGUUCUGUUUUUUCUGUUUUUUUGCUAGUUCUGAAUACUAUUUGCUCACAUUAAUGACCUAUGAUCGCUUUGUGGCCAUCAGUACCCCACUUUUAUAUAAUGUCUCCAUGAACCCUAAAGUGUGUUCCAGUCUUAUGCUUGGUACAUACUUCGUGGCAUUCUGUGGUUCCAUGGCCCACACUGUAUACAUGCUGAGACUGACCUUCUGUGAUGCCAACACCAUCAACCAUUAUUUCUGUGACAUCCUCCCUCUCCUCCAGCUCUCCUGCACCAGCACGUACGUCAAUGAGCUGGUGGUGUUCAUUGUGGCGGGCAUCAACAUCUUUGUGCCCUGUCUCACCAUCUUUGUCUCCUAUGGUUUCAUCCUCUCCAGCAUCCUCCGCAUCAGCUCCACUGAGGGCAGGUCCAAAGCCUUCAGCACCUGCAGCUCCUACAUCAUUGCUGUUUCUUUGUUCUUUGGAUCAUUUACUUUUAUGUACCGCCAACCUUCUUCUGCUGGGUCCAUGAAUGUGGGAAAAAUCUCUUCUAUCUUUUAUACCAAUGUGGUCCUGAUGAUGAACCCUUUAAUUUAGAAUUUGAGGAACAAAGAUGUUAAACUUGCUCUGAGAAAAACUCUGAGUAGAAGAAAGUUUUGA